AUGUCCAAGAAAUACAUGUCCCGUCCACCAUAUUGUUUUGGUGAGAUUCCUGAUUAUUCCACUCCGCCCAUGACAGUGGAGGAAUACCAGUAUUAUGAACGAGAGUUCUUUGGAUUUCUUGAAGAAAAAACAAUCCUCAAACCAGUAGAAGAAGGUGCUGGUUUAUUUCAAAGAUUCCUGCAGUUUACAGGCAUUUCAAAGGUCACCAAAUAUGAAGAUAAAAUAUCAGAUAUCAAGUUUGACAUCCAUGGUGAAACUGGAGAUAAUUUGGACUGCUUAGUAAAAUCUAUCACACCAACUCCUCAACAAUCUACCAGAAGAGUUGUUAAAACAGAAAACAAAGCUACACAGACUGACGAUGUUGCUACUUGUGAUCAGGAAGUUCAAGCAGUUAAACCGAAAAGACGAGCUGUAAAAUCUAUUAGGCGAUUCUUCCGACGAUCAUUCAAGUGCUUCAAAACAGAAGAGUAA
Messenger RNA from Lottia gigantea (owl limpet), 471 nucleotides. RefSeq lists its product as hypothetical. The transcript has 3 exons. NCBI's taxonomy places the organism in Eukaryota, Metazoa, Mollusca, Gastropoda, Lottiidae. The coding region runs from base 1 to 471 and encodes 156 amino acids. The record is from RefSeq and is a predicted model, not a curated record.